This is a messenger RNA of Scomber scombrus (Atlantic mackerel), 3927 nucleotides long. Its product is annotated as calcium release-activated calcium channel protein 1-like. The record is from RefSeq and is a predicted model, not a curated record. Gene Ontology annotation, molecular function: store-operated calcium channel activity. The transcript is spliced from 2 exons. Gene Ontology annotation, biological process: store-operated calcium entry. Lineage: Eukaryota; Metazoa; Chordata; Actinopteri; Scombriformes; Scombridae. Bases 67 to 726 code for a protein of 219 amino acids. Gene Ontology annotation, cellular component: membrane.
UCCUCCUGACUAUCAAUCCGGUCGGAAAUUGUAUCGAUAGAAGAAUAACUUCGAGCAACUUUCGCGAUGAGUUUGAACGAGCACUCAAUGCAGGCUUUGUCCUGGAGAAAACUGUACUUGAGUCGAGCCAAACUAAAAGCCACUAGCCGCACUUCAGCUCUUCUGUCGGGAUUCGCAAUGGUUGCCAUGGUGGAGGUGCAGCUGGAGCCAGAUCAUCAGUAUCCUCCAGGGCUGCUGAUAGCCUUCAGCGCCUGCACCACGGUCCUGGUUGCAGUGCACCUCUUUGCCCUCAUGAUCAGCACCUGCAUCCUCCCUAACCUCGAGGCUGUCAGCAAUGUUCACAACCUCAACUCUGUCAACGAAUCUCCUCAUGAGCGCAUGCACCGCCACAUUGAGCUGGCCUGGGCUUUUUCUACAGUUAUUGGCACCCUUCUCUUCCUCACAGAGGUGAUGCUCUUGUGCUGGGUGAAGUUUUUACCCGUCAAAAACGACAAGGAUAUCAAUGGAACCAUAACCUCCGGUGAGGCCGCAGCCAUCGCUUCCACCUGCAUCAUGGUGCCAUUUGGAAUCGUUUUUAUUAUGUUCGCCGUCCACUUCUACCGCACGCUCGUCAGUCACAAAACGGACCGACAGAUCAAAGAGCUGGAGCAGGUCAUUCGGCUCCAGACCCAGCUGGACCAAAGGCCUGAGAAUGAUGACCUGAAGGCUGCUGUCCUUAUUGCUUAAUUAUGACCAGUUAGCAUACAACAGCAGCGGACAUUCAGCGGUGCUUUUAUUGUAAAAUGUAUGUUUAAGAACUGUGCGCAGAUGCUUUUAAUGUUAUCGCAAGUUUCAACUGUUCGGCGUUGCAGGUUUUGACUCAGUCCAGAGUGCAUGGUCACAGUCUUCUGUACAUUAUAUAUUACUGUAGGAAAAUAGUUUUGCCUUCAGCAUUCAGGUAAAUACUUUGUUCUCAGGCUGCAACCUUUUAGUGGCUUUUAUGACAGCACAUUAUAUGUAACACUACAUAUUUUAGGGCCACUAAAGGGCUUUACAUGUGUACUAGUGUGCACUGUUCUAAAAAUUGGAGCAUUGUUCUGCUUUUUUAUGAAGAAAAUAGCCUGCUACUUAUUUAAUAUGCCAAAAAAUGCACUGCUCAGAACUGAAUACUACGCUGUAGUUUAGUUGUAAACAACAGUAGAAAGUAGGGCUUUAUAUCACCCACACUAGGAAAUAUAAGACAAAACGUUUAACAAAGGUGAGAGUAAAUAGUAGUUACCUGGAUGUGACCACAGUUCUAUGAGUUCCUUUGUGAGCUGGUCCCCAUUGCUACUGUUGCGGCUGUAAAACCGUGGAUAAAUUGUUAUGAGUGUCACAGAACCCCCACGAAAUGACUCAUUUCAUCAGAAUUUGUUUCGUUUGGUUCAUUAACAUUUAGGAGGUCUAAUAGAGCCUCACGAUUAAAUUAUUUCCCUCAAGUUAGUAGAAGGCUAAUGGGAAUUUAGCUGACUCGGCCAGCAGAAGUCUCUGGUGCACGUGCUCUGUGUUUUUUUCCUCAGUUGUCUAAACGAUACAAAUAAAUUAUAAAGAUUUGAUUUAAACAAAUAUAUAGGUAAUUAUACAAAUAAGCAAAUAAAAGGACAAGCAAUAAAAUAUAAUAGAAUAAAACAUGCCAGGGGUCAACAUAAAUGAAUAGAAAGUAAAGUGAAACAUGAAAUUGAGAGUUUACUUUAGCAAAUUUACAAUUAUGAAUGUAAAACUGCAACAAAUAUAAUGAGAUUGGUUAGAAAGUAAUAUUUUUAUAUAUUGUGUUGAUCCCUAAAAAAAAAAAAAAAAUGUUUUUAUAGUAGAAGCUCAAAGUUACAGAUAAUAUCAUCCAGUCUCAUUUAUAGCAAACAUGUAACGUCAUUGACCAAAAACAACUUUUGUUAAAGAGUCCAAAGUUUUUUUUCCAGCAUAAAUUUCUUACAUGACAAUUCCAAAAAGCUAAUCCAGGUGAAACAGAAAUAGAAAUAGAGCACAGAUCUUAUGGUUGUUACAGUCAGAUAGGUCAAAGCACAUUUUUCCAACUGGUGAGUCAGCUAGCUCAGUAGAAAAUCAUCAUAAGCCUAGACAAGCUUUAGCAAACCACAAUUGCUGGGAGGGCAGGAAUGUCAUACCAAACACCAGGUUUAAAAACACUAGAUUUAAGAUCUCCAUAUACUGUGAUAUACAGAGAUUUACCUAGCAGUGAUAGGCUUAAUUAGCAUUGUGUGAACUCGUUUGUCAAGGGCUGUAAUGUCAUGGACCAUAAUUUACAUGUAAAAGUCCCGCACUAUAGCUUUAAAGGUGGAUUUCCAUGUUUGAAUAUGACUCAGCAUAGCCAGAACCUUCUUUCAAUAUUCAUUUAAAUGAAGUGAAGCCUUUUUUUUAAGGUCAGGCAGAUAACUUGAGUGGAGCUGUGCUGUCUGCUGUUUUUCUCCAUAAUGAUUAAGAUAACAAUCUCACAGUUUAUUUAUUCAGUAUUUCUCCUGUUCAUUUUUAAGAUGUGGAUUAUCCAACUGAAAUAUCAGUUCAAUUUGAAUAGUAUAUUCAUCUGCAUGUUUUCAAAGUUUUACAACCAAAAAGACUCCUGUUACCAAAGUUAUGUAACAAAAUACUUCCAUUUUAGACAUUUACACUUACAUACUUGCGUUGCAUAGGUCAUUAAGAAAACAAAUGGCCAACAGUAUUUGUGUACAGUCUGAGACAACAUCUUAAAAUGAAACCUAGCUAGGGAAUGCUUUUAAUGCUGUGCACAUAUUUUUAUUGUGAGGUGAAGACUUAGGGUGGAGUCUGUGUUUUAAAGAGUCAUCCUUUUGUAAAAAUCAGUUUCAUGCAAGUAAUCUGCUUAGUUUCACUUUUCUUUUGCAAUUCCUUAUAUACGGUUACAGCUUUUAAUGAAAGAAAUAUUGUUGAAUGUAUUACAAAGCAUGCAUUUUGUGGAAAUGUGUUAAAGUUGUUGUUUUUUUAACUUAACUUGUCCUAGUUUACAAGCUUGCGCAUGUUCACACGCUCUAUGUAUAGAUUAAGUGUGAAAUAUACGCCGUUAUUUUUGUCCUGUGGCUCAGUUUUACAUUGUUUUACUUUGUUUUGUCUGUAUUCUUUAUGUUUGUACAAAAACUCUGUUCAAGCUCAAUAAGGAUAAUUGACAAUGACAAACAUUUCAUAUCAAUAUGUAAUUUCCAAUCCAAAACAUUCAUCCCUAAACAUGCUGAAUAAGAUAAAAAUCACAAUAUGAAAUUGUAAAUAUUUGAGAAAAAUACAUACAGUAUAUACCAGCACUGUAAUGAACAUGAGUUUGCAUUUUCGUCAUGGGGUUUUGAACACUUAAAUGAAUAUUGCAACAUACUGUAUUUAUAUCAUGGUAAUACUGUGGUAAAUAUUGCAAUAUUUUUUUCUGCAUCACCCAUCCCAACACAUACUGUCUUUAUUUAUUGCAAAGUAGUUUCGGUCGACCAAAGGCUUCCCAAAUUUGCAUUCAAAUUGUCCUGUCGAUAAUAUCUCUGUGACAGUCAGCAGAGAACAAUCAGCCAUACGGUGUUAGUAACUUUUAGAUUAUUCAGUAAAACUGUUCUUACUUCUCUCCAAAGCAUUUUGUGUGUGUGAACUUUCGCAGGAAUUUAGUGAAGAUUAUUCAGGUUGACACCUCUGUUAAGCCUGCCACAUGUGCCUUCUUUAAAAACUGAUUGUUGCAAAUGUCAUAAUGUUCCUUACGGUUUCUUUUUUGUGGUUUAUUUAUUUAAUUCAGUGUAUGUUACUGUAUAUACAGAAGUGCCACUGCUUGUGCCAAAGCACAACUUUAAAGUGAAUAUUGAGUAAAUGUGUUUUUAGUUCUGCUUUUGUUUGGUAGCAGCUUAUGAUGCUGCUGCUUUGUAACCUGGUGAGAUUCACCUGGACUUUUUGUUGCCGGUUUGAAAAUAAAACACA